AUGAGUCUCGGUGGUGUAAAUGGACUCUCAAGAAGAGGUUUACUGGAUGCAUGUAAAAGUAACGAUGAUUGUAUUUCUGGUCAAGUAUGUGGUACUGAUGAAGUGUGCCAUCUUAAUCAAGGAGCAACUUGCGACAUCAACUCUGACUUUUUUUGCGUAACUUCUAUUUGUCGUAUUGUUGGAAGUGAUACCCUCAAAUGUCAACUUACUGAUACUCGCCCUACUAGAGAUGAUCUACAUAUCAUAAGAUAUAAUUCAAGAUCAAAACCAAUGAUUCUUAAAGGCAUUAUAGAUUCAUAUGGCAGUGAUAUUGUAGCUAAAAUUGGGAGAAAGGAAAGAUUAACACAUGAAUACAAUGUCUUAAAAUUUAUCAAUGAAAGUAUUUCAAAAGCAGAUCUGCUACCAGAAGAGGCACUUUCCAUUCAUAAUGCUAUAAAAGAUAUAGCCCAAUUUUUAGAAGAAUUUCAAUUAGAACAAAAUACAACAGUAUCACAUGGCAGCAUGACCAGAUUUUUUGCAUCAAAUAAUUAUCUUGAUGCUGCUUACAGAGAUGAACAGUACCUUUACACACAUCAAGAUUAUUUAGAAUUUUUAUUUUAUUCCUACAAGUUUCAUUGUGCAACCUAUAUGGAUAAUGAAAUAGCUGGACAACCCCAGGCAUUACAAAAAUCGGGUAGACCAUUGAAAUCCAUAAGAGCUCGUUUAAAGGGUAAAGAAGGUCGUCUUAGAGGAAAUCUUAUGGGUAAACGUGUAGAUUUCUCUGCUCGUACAGUAAUUACUGGUGAUCCAAACAUAUCGGUUGAUGAAGUUGGUGUACCUCGUAGCAUAGCUCAAAAUUUAACAUUUCCAGAAUUAGUAACGCCUUUUAAUCUUCCACAUUUACAAAGUUUGGUUGAACGAGGCCCUACCGAACAUCCUGGUGCUAAAUAUGUUAUAAGAGAUACAGGCGAAAGAAUAGAUCUCAAGUACACAUUAAGCUCAGCCUCUAGUGUUAGACUACAAUUAGGUUGGAAAGUGGAACGUCAUAUUAACGAUGGUGAUAUAGUGAUAUUUAAUCGUCAGCCGUCAUUACAUAAAAUGUCAAUGAUGGGACAUAGAGUUCGUGUGAUGCCAUAUUCAACAUUUCGAUUAAAUUUAUCCGUGACAACUCCUUAUAAUGCUGAUUUUGAUGGUGAUGAGAUGAAUAUGCAUGUUCCUCAAUCCGUCGAAACCAAAGCUGAAAUAUCCGAAAUUUGCAUGGUACCAAAACAAAUCGUAUCGCCCCAAUCGAAUAAACCAGUCAUGGGUAUUGUGCAAGAUACUUUAUGUGCUGUUCGUAAAUUCACAAAAAGAGAUUGCUUUUUAACAAAGGAUCUUGUGAUGAAUAUAAUGAUGUGGGUAUCUAACUGGGAUGGAAUCCUUCCUAUACCAUGUAUCAUAAAACCAUAUCCUUUAUGGACUGGUAAACAAAUUCUAAGCAUGAUCAUACCUAAGGGUAUAAAUUCUGACAAUCUUCGUCAUUCUACUCAUCCUGACAACGAGAAUACAGAUAUUUCACCUGGUGACACUAGAGUAGUAAUAGAAGAUGGUGAAUUGCUUUGUGGAAACCUAAAUCAAGAUGAACAACUAUAUAGAGGUGUAGGACAACUUCAUGAACGUUUUCUAUCAAUGUUUGAAGCACAGCCAACAAGAUCAUUUGGGUUCCCUAUUCUUACAGAUUUUGAUCAAGGAUUUAUUUUGUUUAAAGCAAUAAAAAAUGAUAAUGGUUUGACAUUUUUGAGAUCGGAGAUUGAACAAAUGGAUGUGGGUCGCAUGACUUUAUACUGUCUUUUUAGAGCUCUCCCUUCACAACUUGGUAGUAAUCACCUGUUUAAUAUGCCACCUUUUAUUAGUAUUCAUAAUAUUGCAAUAAAGGAUCUACAUAUCAUAAGAUAUAAUUCAAGAUCAAAACCAAUGAUUCUUAAAGGCAUUAUAGAUUCAUAUGGCAGUGAUAUUGUAGCUAAAAUUGGGAGAAAGGAAAGAUUAACACAUGAAUACAAUGUCUUAAAAUUUAUCAAUGAAAGUAUUUCAAAAGCAGAUCUGCUACCAGAAGAGGCACUUUCCAUUCAUAAUGCUAUAAAAGAUAUAGCCCAAUUUUUAGAAGAAUUUCAAUUAGAACAAAAUACAACAGUAUCAAAUGGCAGCAUGACCAGAUUUUUUGCAUCAAAUAAUUAUCUUGAUGCUGCUUACAGAGAUGAACAGUACCUUUACACACAUCAAGAUUAUUUAGAAUUUUUAUUUUAUUGCUUGAUUGACAUAAUUUUACCUCAUCGGAAAUUUUUACCAUGGUUUAAUAGUUUUAGACAAUUCUGGAUUGUAAGGAAGUAUCAUAUGGAGGAUGCAAAUAGAUGGAUAGAUUUUAAGAAUCAAGCAUGCAAUUUGUUAAUUAUUGAAAAUAUAAAAGAUCCAGAAAAAUUAGUAGAGAUGUUGGAAUGUUUUCAUCAGCAUUUGUAUAUUGAUAAGGUGGGAAAUUGGUUAGAUGAAGAAUGUCAUCAUUGA
This is a messenger RNA of Entrophospora sp. SA101, 2517 nucleotides long. NCBI's taxonomy places the organism in Eukaryota, Fungi, Glomeromycota, Glomeromycetes, Entrophosporales, Entrophosporaceae. The record is from the annotation of a GenBank genome assembly.